Messenger RNA from Paramisgurnus dabryanus, 2301 nucleotides. RefSeq names its product RAB41, member RAS oncogene family (gene rab41). The record is from RefSeq and is a predicted model, not a curated record. Gene Ontology annotation, molecular function: GTPase activity; GTP binding. Lineage: Eukaryota; Metazoa; Chordata; Actinopteri; Cypriniformes; Cobitidae.
UCGUCAGCGAUCAGAGCUCCGUCAGUAGCCUGUAGUGUGUCCUUCCUUCGUCCGCUCACUGGAAAAAUAACAGUUUAAAUAGGUGUUGUAUAUUUCACUCGAUAAAUAUGUCUACUACGACUGGUGGCGGAGAAUUUGGCAACCCUCUGCGGAAAUUUAAGCUCGUUUUCUUGGGCGAACAGAGCGUGGGAAAAACUUCACUUAUCACCAGGUUUAUGUAUGACAGCUUCGACAAUACCUAUCAGGCAACUAUUGGUAUAGACUUUCUGUCAAAAACCAUGUACUUGGAGGACCGCACGGUUCGGCUCCAGCUGUGGGACACUGCAGGGCAGGAGCGCUUCCGCAGCCUCAUUCCCAGCUACAUCCGAGACUCCACUAUUGCUGUAGUGGUCUAUGACAUCACCAACCUUAACUCCUUUCAGCAAACCUCAAAGUGGAUAGAUGAUGUCAGAACAGAGAGAGGAAGUGAUGUCAUUAUCAUGCUAGUCGGGAACAAGACAGACUUGGCUGAUAAAAGACAGAUCACUACAGAGGAGGGAGAGCAGAGGGCUAAGGAGCUGAAUGUCAUGUUCAUUGAAACCAGCGCAAAGACUGGCUACAAUGUCAAACAGCUGUUUCGUCGUGUUGCUGCUGCUUUGCCUGGAAUGGAUAGUACACCGGAGAAGAGCAAAGAGGACAUGAUUGAUAUCAAACUUGAGAAGCCUCCAGAGCUGCCGGUUACCGAGAGCAGCUGCUCGUGCUAGUGAGCAGCCUUAACCCUCACCAGACCCUGCGUCCCUGCACUCGACCCCUCACACAAACACACACACCCAGCUUGCCUCUCAGUGGUCACUCGCUCCUCUCAUGACCCCGCGUCAUUAGCGGAGAACCUUUUGUUUCUCUUUGACUCAGUGACUUUUCAGAGUAACCGUGUGGAUGUGCUAUUACUCUGUAUUAAAAUGGAUUCCAAUAUGCAUAUAUAAAUGGAUAUAAGUAAAAUCACAGCAUAGAUUAAAUGCUAAAACCAUUCAGAUUUCCAUCUGUUCUGGCUGCAUGGCAAAAUAUGGAAUUGCAGACUGACCAAGCUCAUGCGCUCUUGAGUUCUUGAACUUAUUUUAACAUCAGUGCUGUCGUAGUUGUCGUGAAGUUAACAUGUUUCAGAGAAUUCAACUGUGUGUAGAGAGCUGGGGCUGACAAUUUUAAGCAUUCAGUUUUCUUUUUUUAUUUACGGGAGGAGUUGCAAGGAAGAACUUGGCAUUAUUGUAUAUGAGAGGCUGUAUAGUUCUGUUACUGCUUUUUUACGUGAACAUUACACACCUUUUUUUUUUUUUGACCUUUUUAUGUUUUUUUUAUUUUGAAAUUAUUGUUGUGAAAUGUCAUCAUGGGCAGACCAUAUACUGAAUAAUCUGUAAAACUGGAUGUUUUCAUGUUAAAUAUGGUAUUAGGGACCAGGUUUAAUUUAAGGGUCUUUGUUUGAGGAGCAAAAUGUACAAAUUUCGUUCUGGGCAGGCUAAUUUUAUACAGGAAUGUAUUGAACUGUGGAGAAAUAGAUAUAAUGAAUAUAACAAUCUUAGGAAAGGGAAAUUAAAUUAGUUGUAAGCUUAUUUAAUUCCGAGAUAUUCACUCACUUACCCAACUGUAGUAACGAAACCUAACUUUAAUUGUGUAAAUGUGUAUGUACUAACAAAACUGUACACAUCACUUGGAUAUCGCAAGCAUCUGCAAUUCACACUAAGGGAUGAACUCUUCUUGUCCGAGUCUCCCUGCUCAUCUAUUUAUCUUCUGCCUUGUUUUUGCUCUGCAAGUGUAGGAACAGCAUGCAGUUUAGAGACGGUUUAACACAAAAUGCCUUGCUUGUUUUGUUCUGUCAUAGUGCACCAAAUCAGGCCACUGUGUUGUGGUUUGCUCGCCUAUAAAAAUUGCAUAGAGCUAAUGAGGUUUUAUUCAACAGGAUAUUUCGAUUUCUUAAAUGCGGCUAUUGCUUAGUGUAGAGACACGUCUUGGUAUUGCUUGUUAUAAGACUGUUGGUUUCAUGUGUUUAUUUAUUAUCUGACUAGCUGGUGAAUCAGUGUGUUGUAUGCUUGAUGGGAAUGGCAGUUAAUGUGUAAUCGAUGUAUAAUUUGCAUUGCUGACUGGCUACUGUAUCAUGAAAACCUAGUCGUGUCACUAUCUUGCCAGUAUCGUCACAUUCAUAGACUCUCACUUCUCAGAGUUGUGAUAUUGAGUUUUAAGAAUAAAAUUUGAAUUUGCUUUUUUUGACUGGAGAGGUAUCACUCAACCAAAACCCCCAUCCCAAUUUCCGCUCUGUAAACAAACGAAUCC